Messenger RNA from Capsaspora owczarzaki ATCC 30864, 3059 nucleotides. RefSeq lists its product as hypothetical. The coding region runs from base 106 to 2985 and encodes 959 amino acids. Gene Ontology annotation, molecular function: GTP binding; GTPase activity. The transcript has 5 exons. The record is from RefSeq and is a predicted model, not a curated record. Lineage: Eukaryota; Filasterea; Ministeriida; Capsasporidae.
UUUGUUUUUGUUUUUUUUUCUACUUUUCUGAGUUUCGAAACUCCCACUCAAUUUGUGAUCUUUCUCUUUGUUGUUGUCUGUCAUUUUGGUGUUGAGAACGCUUCAAUGGCGACAACGACGACGAGGACGGGCAAGCUCAGGAGGGAGCAGCAGCGUGGUGGAGGCCUGCGUGCUCUGCUCGUGCAGCUGCUUGCGACGCUGAUCGCGGCCACCGCUGCUGCUGCUGCUUCAGCCACUGCUGCGGACAUGGCAGCAUCAUCAUCAGGAGCGGGCGCGACCAGCGACUCGGCGCGGUGCAUCUGGACGAGCAUCUCGCGCCCAAUGCAGCUUGUUCGACCCGACGCAACGCACUCCAAGCUCGAGAUUGUCGAGGACACGAUCGAGCAGCUCCGAAGCCUCACUGGACCCAUCGCAGUCAUCAGCACUGUUGGCCCGUUCCAUUCUGGUAAAUCGUUCUUGCUCAAUCAGCUCCAACAGAAGGCAGCCCAAGAGGCGGGAGACAGCUCCAGCGACUGCGCAGCCGAGUUCAGCGAUUCCCUCCACCAACAAGACCCGGCGUCGGGUUUCAAGGUCGGACCCACGACCAAUCCCGAGACAAUGGGCAUCUGGAUUUCGGGAUUCCGAUCCCUCUCGCUGCGUCCGGGUCAGAAGGAAAUGACCGUCUUGUUUGUCGACACGGAAGGCUUUGCUGGCGUCGACGCCAACCCCGUGUACGACAGCAAGAUUUUCGCCGUGGCCACGUUGAUGAGCUCCCACCUUCUCUUCAACAAUGUCAAGAUUAUCGACCAAAGCGCCAUCGACUAUGUCGAGCUCCUCGCGCGUCGCACCCAGCUCUUUGCCCUCAAGGCACAGCUCGAUCCCGCUGGUGCCCCAGAGGCCUCAACGGCAGCCGCUCAGCAGCACCAACACGAGCAAGAAGAGGAUGUGAUUGAGUUCGACCCGGAGCUCGUCAAGUUCCCUCCGCUGACUUGGGUGGUCGAGGACUUUGCUCAGCAGCUCGUCAACAACGAGACGCCCACCGAAUGGCUCCACCGCUUGGUCAAUGCGUCCAAGUCCCGAAAGCAGCUCCAACCCGCCUCAGCCACACACGCUGCUGGCGCUGGCGCUGACGCCGCCGCAGCAAACAAGGACCGCAAGGCAGAAUCAUCGGCAGAGGCGUCACUGGCCGACGUGUUCCCAUCGCUCGCCUGCCACACGCUCUUUUUGCCAGCGGCCACGCGCGAGCGUCUGAUUGACCUCUCGAUGGUCUCGGAAAACGACUUGACCGAAGACUAUCGCCAAGACCGCGACGCGCUCUGGGCUGACCUGCGCACAAAAGUCAUUCCAAAAACGCACAAAGGGAAGCAGAUUGGCGGCAUCCAACUCGGCGCGCUCGCACGCGUGCUCGUGUUUGCAGCCAACCACGGUUCGAUGGUGCGCAUUCCCUCGAUCUGGCACAUGUUCUUGGAUCAGCAGCGCAAGAUUGCCCGCUCAGAGUGCACCGCGUUCUACCGUCGAGAAAUGUCGACCUACCUUCGCCGCCUCGACCCCGAGACUGUGCGACAAAUCGAAGCCUCCACCAGCAGCGCCGUUGAUGCCUCUUCAAACCCGUCGACCACAGCCAUGACAAUCAAGACGGGCCUGCAGUCCCUCACCCGGAGCCUUCGCGAAAGCAACCUCGGCGCAGUGUCUUUGGCCCAGAAGGCACAGAAUCAACUCGACCCGCUGCCGUUUGCCGUGCCCACUUCGUACUUGAAGCACCUGCACAGCGACGUCUCUGUGCACAGCAUGGAGCUCCAUCAUCAGCUCGUCGGCUCCAGCGACGCUGCCCAAGAGAUGCGCAGCUCACUCGCCAACGAACUUCGCAAUCAAGAAGACCAAAACAACCAGCGCAUGGACCGCUCGUGCAAGAUUGGUACAGACGUGCUUUCGCAGCUCGCCGAAGAAAUGUUCCACGCCCAAGAGCUGCCCGUCCAGCCGCAGGCCCUGAACGAGCUCGCCACCCAUGUUCGCAACACGUGCUUUAAGAUUUACGACUUGCAGCUUGGAUAUCUCAAGGACGAGGAGACCUUUACCAAGUACCGGGAGUCUCUUGCACACACCCUUUCAAGCAUUAUCGAAGCGAGGCACUUGCGCAACACGGAAGAGCAUCGCAAGACCCUGACGAAUGCCAUCAAAAUCGCCAUGGAGCAGGUCCACAAGACCCAAGCCGAGGCCAAGUCCCGAGUCUGCGUCCAGUCGGCUACUGGGAAUACCGGAGCAUGCGCGUCCGCUGACCAGCGUCCGUUUACUCUCGGCGAGCUCCAUGCCCUCGAGCAAGAAUGCAUCAAAGUGGCCGAGCAAGAGUUUGGGCCACGCAGCUUGGAUGCCGACCAGAGCUUGCGCGAGGAAUUUUACAACAUCCUUCUCCAACAAAUCAAGGUGGCAGCCCGGGCGUUCGACGAGGCCAACUCGUCCAAGCUCGAGCUCAAGUACCAUGCCGCGCGUAUGACCACUGAAGGCAACCUGUCCUCGAAGCUGCAGACAAUCUCGCUGCCCGCAGCGGAAGAGGAAGUAGAGCACAUGGUCAAGCUGCACGCCGAUGCUGUGUUGAAAAACUACGAGGCCGAGUUGUCGCUGUAUCGAGAUCGCAGUGACUAUGCCGUUCAGCUCAAGGCCGUUCAGGCUCGAAUCGUAGACAUGAAACAAGCUCUGUUGCGCAAGAAUGUGGAUCAAUUCGCCAAGCUCAUUCUCGGUCCAAUGGAAGUCGUACGCAGUGCAUUCGAGUCGCACUCGUUCUGGUUUGCGUCCACCUUCCGCAAUGCUGUUCACAAGCAAGCUGAGGCCCAGCUGAAGCUCAACCCGACAAGUGCCGCUUGGAAGCAAGAGCUUCGUACCAAAGUGAUUGACAGCUACAUUGAUCAUCACAUGCACUCUACACUCGGCUCCAUUCGUUUGCAUCAGUACCUCGUGGGCAUUGUGCUCGUACUUGGCCUGGUUGCCGCGUACUUGUUUUCACGUCGUUAAGUCGAUGAUCGCUUUUCAGUAAAUUGUUGUUUGUCGUGGUAUUGUUUCAAGAAGAUGCAAGAGUGAUGCAAGGA